Messenger RNA from Apaloderma vittatum (bar-tailed trogon), 1222 nucleotides. It is a transcript of the gene STX2, whose product is annotated as syntaxin 2. Bases 48 to 827 code for a protein of 259 amino acids. The record is from RefSeq and is a predicted model, not a curated record. The transcript is spliced from 9 exons. Gene Ontology annotation, cellular component: plasma membrane; SNARE complex; presynaptic active zone membrane. Gene Ontology annotation, biological process: intracellular protein transport; synaptic vesicle fusion to presynaptic active zone membrane; exocytosis. Gene Ontology annotation, molecular function: SNAP receptor activity; SNARE binding. Lineage: Eukaryota; Metazoa; Chordata; Aves; Trogoniformes; Trogonidae.
AAGGAAAUGAAGAUGGGGAGACAGUUGUUGUUGAAAAAGACCACUUUAUGGAUGACUUCUUCCAACAGGUUGAGGAACUUCGAAAUAAUAUAGCAAAAAUAGCACAAAAUGUGGAAGAAGUGAAGAAGCAGCACAGCAUUAUCCUGUCAGCACCAAAUCCAGAAGGAAGAACAAAGGAAGAACUUGAAGAAUUAAAUGAGGAAAUAAAGAAGAUUGCUAAUAAAAUUCGAGCCAGGUUAAAGGCUAUUGAACAAAGUUUUGAUCAGGGUGAAAAUGCUAAUCGGACAUCAGUGGACCUCAGGAUCAGAAAAACACAGCACUCUGUAUUAGCUCACAAGUUUGUGGAGGUCAUGACGGAAUACAACGAGACCCAAACUCUUUUUCGAGAGCGCAGCAAAGGUCGGAUACAGAGACAACUAGAGAUAACUGGAAAAACCACCACUGAUGAAGAACUGGAAGAAAUGUUAGAGAGCGGUAAUCCUUCAAUUUUCACUUCCGAUAUUAUAUCAGACUCUCAGAUAACUAGGCAAGCUCUGAACGAAAUUGAAUCACGUCACAAGGAUAUUAUGAAGCUGGAAUCUAGUAUACGGGAGCUACAUGAAAUGUUUAUGGACAUGGCAAUGUUUGUUGAGACUCAGGGUGAAAUGAUCAACAACAUAGAAAAGAAUGUGAUGAAUGCAUCAGAUUACGUGGAACAUGCAAAAGAAGAGACAAAAAAGGCAGUCCAAUAUCAAAGUAAAGCACGAAGGAAAUUGAUGUUCAUAAUUAUAUGUGUAACUGUAUUGGUUCUGAUACUUGGAAUUAUUCUAGCAACAACACUAUCAUAGCAAGCACAUUCCAACAGUUACGAACGUUCAGAAACUCCAAAAUACAUCUUCAGUAAAACCAAACCUUUUUUAACAGAUGAUGCCUUACGCUGUUCCAUGAUGAUGACCUGUCACUAAUGGUUAAAAAUGAAAACAAAAGCGCCCUUAAUGUUUACUCAUAAAUGAAUAUCGGAAUGUAUUAGGAUAUGUAUGGAUUUUCAUCAGAAACUAGACAUUUGUAAGACUGAAACUUUAUUGUUUUGAACUAAAGUAACUUAGGAUUUUUUUCAUAUCUCAGUGUUACAAACAGUUUAAAUAGGGAGUUGAGAGACUGUUGAGUUCUGCCUGUUUUACUGUUUUGCUAUUGCUAAUAGAAUUCUAACCGUGAAUUUUAGUACCUUGCCAGUGCUGCUUUU